CCCCGGCUCCCCCUUUGUACUCCCUGCCCCAGCCCGGUUUCCCCCGCUCCUGUCUGAGAUCCAGAUCCCCCCCCGGCCUCCCUUUGGCGCAGACUCUUGCCCCCUCCGCCGGGUGCUUGGGGGGUGAGUGACCCCACUGCGCGCCCGCUGCCCUCGCACCAUGGCUGGGACGCGGGGCUCGGAGAGGAAGGAGAGCUCGGAGCUGGAAGAAGGGCAAUGUGACUCGGGCAUCUACUCGAUCCCCUCCAUCCGCUCCCUGCCCGGGCCGCCGGAGGAAGGGGAGCACCCCCCGGGCCUGGGGGACACGCUGCGGGAGAAGGACUCCGGCCCCCUGGGCAAAGAGGGAGCAGAUGCCCUGGAAGCGGAGGAGAGGAUCGACUCUACCUAUGGCUCGGCCUCCCUAACCGAGCCCCUGGCCGCGCUGGGGCAACUCCCCGAGGAGGAAGCAGAAGCCCUGGAAGGGCUCAGCCAGCAGCAGCUGGAGGCACUCACCUACAUCUCGGAGGAUGGCGACACGCUGCUGCACCUGGCAAUCAUCCAUAGCUUCCCGGCACUGGCAUUCUUCUGCAUCACCCACCUGCCCACGGAGGUGCUCGAGAUCCAGAACGACUUGUUCCAGACCCCACUUCACCUGGCCGUGUACUUGGAGCAGCCCAACGUGGUGAGGGCACUGAUCCACAAUGGGGUGAGCCUGGCCCUGCAGGACCGCAACGGCAACACCCCUCUGCAUGUGGCCUGUGAGCAGCAGAACCUACAGUGCGCCAAGCAGCUGCUGCAGGAGCCAGGGGAGAGCACAGAGCCUCGAAGGAGCCUGCAGGACCUGCAGCUCCAGAACUGGCAAGGCUUAGCCUGUCUGCACAUCAGCACCUUGAAGGGGAACCUGCAGCUGAUGAAACUGCUGCUGCGGAGUGGAGCUGACAUUAACGUCCAGGACGGCACAAGUGGGAAGACGCCCCUGCACCUGGCAGUGGAGAGCCGUGACCGCGAGGCAGUUCAGUACCUGCUCAGCAAGGGGGCCCACGUGGAUGCCCUGAUGUACAACGGCUGCACCCCGCUACACCUGGCUGUGGGCAGGAAGGACGCCGCCAUGGCGGCCAUACUGUACCAUUCGGGGGCUGACACCCUGCUGAGGAACAUGGAAGACGAGACCGCCCAGGACCUGGCCGACGGCAAUGACGACCUCCUCGCCCUCCUGCCUUUCGAUGACCUGAAGAUCUCGGGAAAGCUGGUGGUGUGCUCUGACUGAGCAACCAGACUCUGACUUAGGGGGCCGUCCCAGUGCCCCUGGUUCCCCACGCCCGAUGGGACCCCACUCACCCAGCCAUGGCACUACAGCUGGCAGGAGCAGAGCCGGCUCGGGAAAUCUUUCCCCUUGUAGCAGCCUCCGUGGCCCCCAGCUCUCCACCCGAACACCCUUCCCUGA
Messenger RNA from Terrapene triunguis (Three-toed box turtle), 1423 nucleotides. RefSeq names its product NFKB inhibitor epsilon (gene NFKBIE). Bases 161 to 1246 code for a protein of 361 amino acids. Gene Ontology annotation, cellular component: cytosol. Gene Ontology annotation, biological process: signal transduction; cellular response to lipopolysaccharide. The transcript has 6 exons. Lineage: Eukaryota; Metazoa; Chordata; Testudines; Emydidae. The record is from RefSeq and is a predicted model, not a curated record. Gene Ontology annotation, molecular function: protein binding.